Molecule: messenger RNA, 897 nt
Organism: Zasmidium cellare ATCC 36951
Lineage: Eukaryota; Fungi; Ascomycota; Dothideomycetes; Mycosphaerellales; Mycosphaerellaceae
Exons: 2
Coding region: 1-897 (298 amino acids)
Biological process (GO): U6 snRNA 3'-end processing
Cellular component (GO): nucleus
Molecular function (GO): 3'-5'-RNA exonuclease activity
Source: RefSeq, a predicted model, not a curated record
AUGGCUCUGGUCGACUAUUCCGACUCCGACAGCGACGAUUCCAACCACCCGGACUCGUCCCUGCCCCCGGCCAAGAAGCGAAGAGUCUCGGGGAGCGACCCCAAACUCCCUCCACUGCCUCCGGCGUUUCGUGAUCUGUACUCGUCGGCCGUCAGGACAAGCACCCAGGACGACCCAUCGCUGCAUGGGGGACGUAAACGCGUAACACCUCAUGUCGCGGGGAAUUGGCCGGCGCAUGUUUAUCUUGAGUGGAAUCCUGAGGAGGAAGAUUACAAGCUGCUUCGCCUGGCCGUUCGGGAUGUCCAGCAUGCUCUUGAAAAUGGCCUUGAAAACGUGCACAGCCUCUUGCAGAACGAUCUAGGUGUUCAAUUACCCCUGCACGUCUCUCUAUCACGGCCAUUGAGCCUGAAGACCGAACAGAAGAACACAUUUCUUAACCGUCUGAGAGCAGUCACAGCUGAGACCGCAGUGCGGGAAUUCGAUCUGUCGCCGGCGAAUUUGAUCUGGCAUCCCAAUGAGGACGCGACGAGAUGGUUCCUCGUCCUCAAGCUCGAGCGAACUGAGGGACGCGAAUUGCCAAGGCUUCUCCAGGCAUGCAAUCGUCUUGCCAAGGACUUCGGUCAGCCUCUGUUGUACGAAGAGGAUGAACCUACCAGAUCCAAGCCAUUGGAGGCUGAGCAGAAUGUCAAGGAUUCCGAAGCGUUCCAUGUCAGCAUUGCUUGGUCCUUACAACCUCCUACUUCACAGAGACUGGAGAAGACGGUUGGCUUGCAGCAGGCUGUGCCUGCAGAUCUUCGAAAGCGCAUUGGAAAGACCCGAAUCGACUUCGCGGAUGUGAAAGUUCGGGUUGGGCAAGAUGUCUCGAGCAUUGCUUUGCCCAAGCGACGUACACCGUAG